Molecule: messenger RNA, 2032 nt
Organism: Schistocerca cancellata (South American locust)
Lineage: Eukaryota; Metazoa; Arthropoda; Insecta; Orthoptera; Acrididae
Gene: Aldh
Product: aldehyde dehydrogenase, mitochondrial
Exons: 10
Coding region: 116-1663 (515 amino acids)
Molecular function (GO): aldehyde dehydrogenase (NAD+) activity
Source: RefSeq, a predicted model, not a curated record
GCACUUGCUGAUAAGCAAACACAACACGGUAGUAGCCGGUAUAAGAUUGACGGCUUAGUGAGUUAGUCAGUCAGUUGUAGUUUUUAUCGAGUGAGUGGAGGUGGCCCUAAGCAAUAUGUUGCGCUCAUUUGUUAAGGCUGGCGUUAGCCAGAUUCAGAAAUCGUGCAUGGCAACAGCAGCAGCCAUUCCAGCACCAAAUACAAACCCUGAAGUUCUCUACACUGGAAUUUUCAUAAACAAUGAAUGGCACAAGUCCUCUUCAUCCAAAACUUUCAAGACAAUUAAUCCAGCCACAGAAGAAGUGAUUGCAGAGAUACAAGAAGGUGAUAAGGCUGAUGUUGACAAGGCAGUGAAAGCAGCUCAGGAUGCCUUUAGAUUUGGAAGUGCUUGGCGAACCAUUAAUGCAAGUGAAAGAGGCUUACUGCUCAACCGGCUAGCUGAUCUCAUUGAAAGAGACAGGCAAUACCUGGCUAGCUUAGAGACGUUGGAUAAUGGGAAGCCAUACACAGCAUCAUAUGCUGCAGACUUAGAUCUGAGUGUAAAAACUCUGCGGUACUAUGCUGGUUGGGCAGACAAAAUUCAUGGUAAAACUGUACCUUAUGAUGGCGAUUAUUUUACAUAUACUCGACAUGAACCUGUGGGUGUAUGCGGUCAGAUAGUUCCGUGGAAUUUUCCUCUUCUAAUGGUGGCAUGGAAACUUGGUCCAGCACUUGCUGCGGGUAACACUUUGGUGCUGAAACCAGCUGAACAGACACCUCUAACUGCACUAUAUGUAGCACAGCUUGUAAAGGAAGCAGGUUUUCCACCAGGUGUUGUCAAUGUUGUACCUGGUGAUGGAAAAACUGGCUCAUUCAUUGCAGAACACAUGGAUGUGGACAAAGUGGCCUUCACGGGUUCUACUGAGGUUGGGAAGUUAAUAAAGCAAGCUGCUGGUCGUACAAACCUGAAGCGAGUAACACUUGAACUAGGUGGAAAGUCACCAAAUAUUAUUUUUGGUGAUGCAGAUUUGGAAUACGCUGUUGAGCAAGCACAUUUUGGACUGUUUUUCAAUAUGGGACAAUGUUGCUGUGCUGGCUCCAGAACUUUCAUUGAAGAUUCCAUAUAUGACAAGUUUGUGGAGAUGAGUGCAGAGAGGGCAAAGAAGCGUGCCACAGGAAAUCCAUUUGAUAUGUCUGUUGAAUCAGGACCACUGAUUGACAGUGACCAGUUCAAUAAAGUUCUUGGCCUUAUAAAGAAAGGUCAGAGUGAGGGAGCAAAAAUGUUAGCCGGAGGUGGACGUCUGGGAGACAAAGGGUACUUUGUGCAGCCUACAGUAUUUGCUGAUGUUAAAGACAACAUGACUAUUGCAAAGGAAGAGAUUUUUGGCCCAGUUCAGCAACUAAUUAGAUUCAAGAAAUUAGAUGAGCUGAUUGAGAGAGCAAAUAAGACUGACUAUGGUUUGGCUGCUGCCAUUUUCACGAAAGACAUUGAUAAAGCAAAUUACCUGCUUCAAGGAAUCAGGGCAGGAACUGUGUGGGUGAAUUGCUACAAUAUUCUGAAUGUACAAGCUCCAUUUGGAGGAUUCAAGAUGUCUGGUAAUGGACGUGAAUUGGGAGAAUAUGGUUUAGAAGCAUACAGUGAAGUGAAGACUGUAAUUGUGAAAAUACCUCAGAAGAAUAACUAAAUUUCUUUAACAGAAAUGUCUCAACUCGCAUAAUUACAAAAUAGUUAUGCUAAGUUCUGAUUGUCAGCAUCCACUACUCUUUUUUUUUUAUGAGUAUUAUGUCUUCCACAAGUAAUGCAUCCUCAUACGUCGAUAUUGAUACAUAUUAUUGUCACGUAAUUUUUUUAUACUGCGUAACAAUAUUGAUGGAAACCAGUUUUGAUUUGCUUAUUGAGCAAUGAAACUUCUACAACUGAGUGUGAUUACAUAGUUUUAUUAAUAUGAGACUGUUUAUUGUAAUACUAGAAUUAAUUUUGUACAGCUUCUAUGUUUCUAUCAGAAUACUUAUUUUUGUAUUCCUUUAAAUAAAGUGCCUCUCUCCAGUUUGAA